This is a messenger RNA of Vanessa atalanta (red admiral), 2517 nucleotides long. RefSeq names its product putative inorganic phosphate cotransporter. Gene Ontology annotation, molecular function: transmembrane transporter activity. Gene Ontology annotation, cellular component: plasma membrane. The record is from RefSeq and is a predicted model, not a curated record. Lineage: Eukaryota; Metazoa; Arthropoda; Insecta; Lepidoptera; Nymphalidae. Gene Ontology annotation, biological process: monoatomic anion transport; transmembrane transport. Bases 12 to 1400 code for a protein of 462 amino acids. The transcript is spliced from 11 exons.
UUAAUUUUAAAAUGGCAGACGAAGAUGUUACUGUUAAAAAAACGACGAAACUACUUGGAGUACGUCAUCUUCAAGCGGUGCUGCUUUUUUUUGCAAUGCUCAUUGCUUUUUCGAUGCGCGUCAAUAUAAGCAUGGCAAUCGUCGCUAUGACGGAUACCACUCAAGAAAACUCAUUUGACUGGAGUAUGCAGACCCAGAGCGUGAUAUUAUCAUCCUUCUUCUGGGGCUACGUGAUACUUCAAAUCCCUGGUGGUGAGCUGGCUGCUAGGUUCGGAGGAAUGGUAUUGAUCAUUAUAUGCGUCGGAGUUAAUUCUGUUGUAUCGCUGUUAAUACCAACGGCAUCAUAUUAUGGUGGAUGGCAAAUCGUGUGUGCCUGUCGCGUACUACAGGGACUCUCCCAAGGGUUUCUUUAUCCUUCAGUUCACAACCUGAUUGGAAAAUGGGUGCCGUUGGAAGAGAAGAGCAGAUUGGGCACUUUGAUUUACGCUGGUGCACAACUAGGAACAGCUCUCCAACUUAUGGCUGCAGGAUUCAUAGCUGAUUAUUGGGGAUGGCCAGCAAUUUUCUACAUCGUUGGUGGGCUAGGUCUUAUCUGGAUGGUCGCCUAUGUCUUCCUCGGAGCUGCCUCACCAAGAGAUUCUAAGAUGAUUGGGGAAGAGGAAAGAAAUUUCAUAGAGAGCUCAUUGGGUCAUGUCGGCAGGGAUCAAAAGAAACUGCCGACUCCGUGGAAAGAUAUAUUUACGUCUUUAUCAUUCUUCGCUUUGAUCAUUGCGCAUUGCGGGCAGAACUGGGGUUUCUGGACUUUGAUGACUGAAUUACCUUCGUACAUGAAGCAGGUUCUGGGUGUGGAUAUUAAAUCAAACGGUGUCAUGUCAGCGUUGCCAUACUUGGCAAUGUAUCUGCUGAGUUUCCCGAUCGGAUUCAUGUCGGAUUAUAUCUUGAAGAAAAAAUGGCUAACAAUCACUGCCUGCAGGAAAUUAUCCAAUUCUAUUGGUCAUUUUGGUCCAGCGAUAGCUUUGAUCGGCCUGUCCUACGUGCCAGCUGGUUCAGUAGCGUUAGCAGUCACGCUUUUGACUUGCGUUGUUGGUCUCAAUGCUGGUCACUACACAGGUUUUAUGUUGGUUCACAUCGAUAUGGCGCCAAACUUCGCGGGUACUCUAAUGGGUAUUACCAACUGCAUUGCAAAUAUAAUUUCCAUCAUCGCACCUCUUGCAGCUGGCGCUAUCAUUCAAGACGAGAAUGAUCCAAAUGAGUGGCGCAAAGUAUUUUACGUAUCUUCAGGCAUCUACAUUGCUGCAAAUACAUUCUUCAUAGUAUUCGGCACAUCUAAGACACAAGAAUGGAAUGAAACCACAGUUACCAAAGAUGAAGAAAAAACUGAGAAUAACACCAAAUAUUGAGAUAAAUAAAAGGAGACGAAAACAUUUUAUGCAUUAUUAAGCGCAGUACCUGAUUGUAUAGAAAAGGAGUUACCAGAUUUUAAAUUCUAGUCCAGACUUUAAUUAUACAAUAUUUGUGAUGAGAAUACUUGUAACUGCAUAAAUAUAUGUUUGUAAGUCUUUAAGUAAUACCGAUCGUUUCAAAAUAGUCUUACAUAAGUACAUAAUAAUCGUUAAGUUAAGCUAAGCAGUGCCAUUCCAUUCGUGAAAUGUUCAAAAUAAGCUCACGGAAGUAGAACAUUUUGUUUUCAUAUGCUGGUUUCCGCACGAUGUUUUCUUCAACCACUGAACAUGAAUUAUUUAAAAAACUAAUCAAGCGAAUGAAACCAAUGAACCGUCACGACUAUGACGCUUAUUAUUUCAAUCUUUAAAUUCUUAAUUUUAUUUCGUUGUAUACGUUUCUUUAAAUUUCUAUCUCGAUUUAUUGAUGCGUUGGAAAUUAUGAGAAAAUUAUGUUAAUGAUAUUUAUCUUCAUUUUUAUUUCGUACAUAAUUUGCAGUUUUAUAUUUAAACGGCUUUUAUUUAAGAAGUAUUUUCAAAUUCUGAAAAAUAAUAAUUGAUUAUUUAGUGCUUCGCAAAUUAAAAAUUCGCAGCGUAAUUAUAAAGUUCAUAAAUUAAAUUAUGAAUUAUAUAUCAUAAAUUGAAACUAUGACGUAUAUUCAAAUUGGGUAAAUACUUAUAUGAUAGAAAAUGCUAUACUUUCUUAUAGUUUUGGCAAUUUGUGAAUCACAUUGACACAAUAAGCUGGGUAUACAAUAUAAAAAUAUGGGAAAAAGAUUUUGUGUUCCUAUCUUGUAACUAUGGGCGAUAAGGCUCAUGCUGAGGAUAUGCUCAGGCUCGUCCAGGUACCAAACACGAAUUCACUAUAUUGUAAUGCCAUCGGCAGUGAUCAGCUGUUGUGAAGGUUAGUUAUUCGAUCCAAGUAAGUCAAGUUAAUGAUAAUAAACAAUUUUACACUAGUGAUGUUAUGGCCCAUCGACCAUCUUAUUAUUUAAUAAAUAAAUCUAUUCAUAAAUUACACUAUUGUAUUGAAAUUUGACGGAACUAUUUUGUUAUGUAAAUAAAUAUUUAAGGAAUA